Messenger RNA from Didymodactylos carnosus, 2193 nucleotides. Lineage: Eukaryota; Metazoa; Rotifera; Eurotatoria; Philodinida; Philodinidae. The record is from the annotation of a GenBank genome assembly.
GGUAAAAUUCGUGAUCAGCUCGACCUGGCGAUUCAGAAUAUGUAUAAUAAAGCACAAAAACAUUUCACUCGAAGUUUGCUUUACGUGCAUCUUACCCUCAUCAUCGAUUCCCACGUACUGCCUUUUUUUCAAAGUCAUGAAUACGACUACAAAUGUAUGAAACAUCGUUUCAGGUAAAAUUACGCGCCAUCUACCUAUGAAUUUUGAGAUUAAACUUUUCAGAUAAAAAUCGUUAUAAAUUAAAAGUCAUUCUAACUUUAGGGAAAAUCUAUCAUAUUUUAUCUUGCUGGUCGGCCAUAGCUUAGUCAGUAAAGUAUAAAAUGAAAUUAAUAUUGAUCUAUAUGAGACUACGAUUCAUUAGCUUUCGAGUACGAAUAGCUGGCUGCAAACUUUAACGGAGUUCACUUACAAAAAAGAUUUUUGGAAAGGGCGAACUGUGUUUGUGAAAUCAUGAUUUUUCUGGACUCUGCUAGACUGUUAUGGACGACCAAACACAAGAGUAGUGAUCUAUUUUCCAAUAACAUUUUAUCGGCUAGACGAGCGACCAGCGAUCUCAGUUUUCUUUAGGCAAGAUGUAUCCAGGGAAGAGAAUAAAAAAUUCUUGGUCGACACACUGCCUAUAGGUGGCAGCCCAGGAAUACGCUGCCGGAGGACCAAAAAAACUUUGUUUUUGACUUUAAAAUAGUGGAAUCGGUAGUCCGGAAACUGCUCUACAAAUGUACACAAUUCUCAGGUCUCUCUCUUUACUGAUCGUGGACCUAUGACCUGAAACUUAUUAAUAAUCCAUAAAAGAUCUGUUAAUUUCCAUAUUUUUAAAUUGUUUUUAUUUCUAUGAGUUGGUAGUGACAAAUCUAAUUUGUGAUUGUAUAGAAAUAUAUAGAUUUUUGUAUAGGUUUUCAUUAUUUGUUUCUCAUUGAAGACUAACUAAAGAGUUGCGUAUUUAUUCACUGUCUUAUCAAAAUCAAGUCGUAGUUUACAUUGACAAAUCUGACUAAUAAUAACGGAUGAAAAAUUUAUAUAAUCUGUUUUCAAAUAAGACUGUGCGUAGAAAGAAUAAAAUAUGGAUGAUUUACUAAAAAUAAAACAAGAGAGUCACUGUAAAAAUGUUUUUAUACAACACGUCAUUAUUUUUCAGGCAUAUUAACUGAAAAUAUGUGCAAACAGAUGAUAAAAAUAGGUUAAUGCGAUUCUGAGAAUUUGUUUUUGUCUCUUGAUUUAUCACUACUGUUAAUGAAUCAUUUAGAUGAUUGUUUUUUGUAGUACGAAAUAUCCCACAGAGAAUGAUAUGAUUCUUUUUAUAGUUAUUGUGUUAUAUAUGCAGGUCAUAAGAGCACUAAUGAAAAAACGAAGAAAAAAGAAAAAUUAGGAUAUCGUAUCUGUUUAGUUAUCAACACAUGUCAUAGACGAAGAAAAAUCCCAUUUAGAUGUGUUGAUAGAUAUCAAGAUUAUCUCGCAUAUAAGAAUGUAACCUCAUAUUGUAGACAGAACAUUAUUUACUUAUUCACAAUGAGAAGUAUUUCUAUUCAACUCAUUGUUUUACUACUUGGAAGUCUGACGAUUAUUAGUCAUUGUGAGACAACAACUAAGUCAGCAAUAUCAGCUAAAAAUAUUGGUUUACGUAGAUGUCAAAAACAAAAAGAUGGUCAAUAUUUGUGUUUUUGUGGAAAGAAAAAGUUGAUAUACGAUCGUCUUAAAGGACAAAAAUGUAUUAAUGGACAAAUUGUUCAAAAUGGCAGUUUAAAAAGUGAUGGAUCAAAACUUCCUGGUCUUCCUGGUCUUCGAUUAACAACUAAAUCGAUUCAUCAAUCUGCUCGUGACGAUAAUAUUAAUGUUCAGUGUGUGGGACUUCGAAUCAAGCCACUAUCACAUGAACUAAAUUCAACAUAUGUCCCACUACGAAAUGUAUCUGUGGAAGCUUGGAUUGAUAUGUUUGCUGCUGAUGUUACUUUAACUCAAGUAUAUGUCAAUCAAGAAGAGAGUCCUAUUGAAGCUAUUUAUGUCUUUCCUAUUGAGGAAAAUGCUGCUGUUUAUUCUUUUACUGCUCAAAUCGAUGAUCGAACAAUCACAGCAGUGAUAAAAGAGAAGAAAACAGCAGAACAAGAAUAUCAAACAGCAGUACAACAGGGUCAAACAGCAGUAUUGAUGCGACAAAGUGAACAAACGUUAGAUACAUUCACAGUAAAUAUUUUAUGA